This is a messenger RNA of Symsagittifera roscoffensis, 9104 nucleotides long. Its product is annotated as CCR4-NOT transcription complex subunit 1-like. The coding region runs from base 77 to 8059 and encodes 2660 amino acids. Gene Ontology annotation, biological process: negative regulation of translation; nuclear-transcribed mRNA catabolic process, deadenylation-dependent decay. Gene Ontology annotation, cellular component: CCR4-NOT core complex; P-body. Lineage: Eukaryota; Metazoa; Xenacoelomorpha; Acoela; Convolutidae. Gene Ontology annotation, molecular function: molecular adaptor activity. The transcript has 30 exons. The record is from RefSeq and is a predicted model, not a curated record.
AGUUAAUGAUAUGCUAUCAAGAACUUAGUGGUCAUUUCAGUUUCAGUUAAAGUCAGUUUUUGGAUUAUGUCUUAUAAUGAAAGCUAAUGUCUCCGCAUUGAAGUUGAUCAAUAAACUUGUCAGAUCUUUAGACAAGCCCAGAUCGCAAAGUGACUUAUCAUCGCUGACUGUGAGCUGUACACUACACGAAGCACAGUACCUGGUGAAGCUAUUGUUGAGUGACAUUCCGAUUGACUCGCAGAGUGGAGAGACAGUUGCAGCAGACACUAGCCGGCUGAAGUUUCUGAGAGAGCACCUGGACAGAUUAUCCAACAGACUCUGCUUCUCCUCCCUACUCUGUCCCGCCCUAGAACACUUGUUCGCACAGAACAAGGCGGCGUGUUCAACCCAGACGCUCCUGCUGAUCUUCAAGACCCUGCAUCUCACCCAACUGCAGGAGAUAACUGUCAGCCUUGCCCUUCUAGACCACACAUCUUUCUCUUCCCUCUCUCCUCCCCAUACUGCCCCUCCUCAAUCAGCACCAGCAGUGACCCAGGUGCAGUUGCGCAGCUGUGCCUUCGAGAUCCUCAAGUUGAAGGUGGGCGACUUUGCACGUGCAUACAGUGACAGCAGCAGCUACCAAUCAGGGCAGCAGCUGCACGAGCACUCGGGGGGUUUCGCCGACACUCCAGUGCGCAUUCUCUACCAGCUGUUGCGUCUGGUGGCAGAGGGAAGCAUCGAACUGCCAGCAGAAUUGCACAAGUCUCUCUUCGACUCACUCGAAAACGACUUCCCCAAGAAAAGUUGUGUACUGGCACCUGCCCUGUACGACAAAGAGGGCACUUCUCUGGACACUGUGUUGUCUGCCAACACAGCAACUAUGGCUGAGAUGAGUUUGGCCAGUGUGAUCGAGAACUUGGGCCCGACUUCUCUGCACAGUGGCGAUGACGUCAUCAAGGUGUUGCAGGAGUUCGGAGUGCACAGAGUGUCCGACUACCAGGUGGCUCUGGUCAUCACACGCAUGACCAACCUCUCCAUGGCCAUCAAUGUGGCCAACGAUGUCCAACUGCAGUCGCUGGCCAGCUCUGGCUGGUCCAACUCCAGUUUGGAACAGGGACUGGAUGCGUCCAAGGCCACUUGUUCGGCUGCAGGCUGGAAUCCACGUGUGUUUGUGGCGGCUGUGAAAGGCGUCGUGAAGACAGUGAACUGGGCUCAGGUGGUCAAACAACUGGAUAACGAUCAGUUCCUUGUGAGAGGGCCAGAGUCACUGGCUAUUGUGAUGGGCGCCAUGGAGGCUAUGAACAUGGGCUCUGCGGCUGACAACUGGACUAACUUCCCCAUCGACUUCUUGUUGUCUCAAUGGUCAAAUAUUAGGGGACAGCUGUCGUGGAUCGAGGCCUUAAUCCAGAGCUACGAUCCCAGGGCCACGGACUCGUUCAGCUUCGGACUAUUUCCAGCCAAACUGUUGAGCACCGCGGAGAGCAAGCUGUUCGAUGAGAACCAGAUUGCUAAGCCACCCAUCGCCACCUGGAAGUGUGUGGAUCUGCUGGCGUGUCUGUUGCGUGCUGGCUCCCCACUUGCGGCCUCAAACUCCAAACUGUUCGACUCUGUUCGCUCUCUCUUCAACUACCCUGUCAAGAACUGUCCAGACGUACUUUUCUUCACCCUCCUACAUGUUGACGAUGCCAGUGUGGGAGUCUCGUCCUCCUCUGCUGGCUCUUCUCCGGUGAAAGACAUUCUGUUUUCCACUCUGGUGACUAUGUUCCUGGACAGCAGUCCCAGUGCUGGUGCUGUGCUGCACUGGGCAUACCACUUCCAGGCACCGGCAUUCCAGCAACCCAUCCUCGCUCUCUUCUCCUCCUACUACAUGGCCAGGCCUCUGGACGCCGCCCGCAUCCACAAACUGCUCGAGGGCUUGCACAAUCUGGGACACAAGGCUGUGCAGGCAGCUGCCAACACUGGUCCAGUGGCAUUUGGCCUGGAAGUGGUGAUGCACGGAGCUAACAGAGACUACUUCAACCUGGAGAAGUAUCUGAGCGACCGCAUUGCAACACACAAGGAGCAGUUUGUGAUGGAGUUGAUUGCGUUCAUUGACGAGAGAGUGUCUCUCUACGUGGCAGGGGCUGAACUGCCGAAAGCACACCUGCACAAACUCAAACACAUCAUCAACGCCACCCGCCUCCUGUUUGAGACUGUGUCCCACUACUCGGCACAGACGCAGAAGGCGGUGGAGGAUCUGGCGAAGAGAGUGAAGCCACUGCAGCAGUGGUUCAGCACUGGCAGACUCAUUGUCCCCCCUCCCCACCCUCCUCCGCAUCCGCCCCUCCACCACCACCAUCUCCACCAGCAGCAGCAGCCCAACUUCGCCCCUGCAACAGCCUCUGCAGUGAGCAACAACAGCAGUAACCCACUGGGAACAGGCAUGGCCGUGAGGGGCACAGGGAGUCCCAUAUAUGGACAAUCCUCCUCCCAGUCCAUGGGCCCUCUCCACUCCUCCAACCCCCCUCUACAACAUCACACUGUGGGGGGUAUGGGCAAUCAGAAGGAUGUGGGUGGAUCAGCAGUUGCAGCACUCUCUCAUUUACACAAUUUGAGUGUAGGACCAUAUGGGUCAUCUAAACUUUCAUCAUCGGCAGCAGCAGUCCAUUCCAUUAAACCUGGACUGAGUUCAUCCGCUUCGGUGGCCUCCGGCGGAGACUUCAUGGCAUCCCAACAACAGCAACCACCGUUCACAUCCGCACUGAGCUUGGGUACAGGCAGUGGACUCACUCUGGCAAAUGCACCCUCCCCCACUACAUCUGCUGCGGGCGAUGUGGGUGGAUCUGUGCUGAAGCAGCGCGAGUUCUCUGGGGAAAUAGAGACGGAGACUAAUAAUUACUUCAUGCGUAUCUACAGCCAGUCCAAUCCUCUACCCCACAUAAACCAAGUGCUGGAACUACUGAAGAACUACAAGAACUCCUCACUGCCCCGAGACAAGGACAUCUACCUGUGCAUGAUGCGCAAUCUGCUGGAAGAGUACCAGUUCUUCGAACAGUAUCCGGACAAGGAGUUGCACACCACUGCCCUGCUGUUCGGGGGAGUGAUCCAGGAGGGGCUGAUGGAGGGGGAGGCACUGCGGGUGGCACUGCAGUACAUACUGGACACCCUGAAGGACAAAGCAGACCACAAAAACAUGUUCCUGUUCGCCCUCACUUCUCUCGACCGACUCAGCCCCUCUCUUCACCUUCACCCACACUUCUGCGCCCGACUGGCUGCACUGCCCUGCUUCGACAGCUUCUCUCAGCACCUCAAAGACUGUAUAAGUUUUGGGCAGCAGGAAAAAAGUGUUGCAGCUCCCAGUACAACAGUACCACCCUCUCUCCAUGGCUCAAGUGUUGAGGAAGUGGGGGGAGCAAGUGGAAUCCAACAGGCCAGUGGGACAAUGGGACAGAAUCAAUCCAGCAAUCAUGUACAGAUGGCGGCGGCGGCUGUUGCUGUACACCCGGAGGGAAGUAUUGUCUCCAGUAGAUCUGCAUCUGGCACCGUCACUGGUUCGGUGGCUGUGUCCGGUGGGGGUUCUGCUGGGCCCUCUCUGGCGUCCUCUGCAGCGAACAUUGACAUUCUGGUGGCUAAUGCAGACAGUGUGGAGAUGGAGGAGCCGAGCAAACAGCUGCAGGAGAAGGUGGCCUUCGUCUUCAACAACAUCUCACAGAGCAACGUGCCAGCUAAGGUUGAGGAGCUGCGUGGAGUUGUGACGAAUGACAAAUUCUACCCGUGGCUGUCGCGCUACCUCGUGGUCAGCAGGAUCACGAUGGAGACCAACUUCCACGCCCUCUACGCCUCCUUCCUUGACUGCUUCGAUGUCAAAUCUUUCUCCCAAAUGGUCCUCACAGAGACCAUCCGAAACAUCAAGGUGCUACUGACUUCGGAAAAGGUGGUCAUGCACAAUUUCUCUGACCGGGCGCUACUAAAGAACUUGGGCAAGUGGCUCGGAAUUAUCACCCUCGCUAAGGACAAACCCAUUCUGCAGAGGAGUCUGGACCUGCGCAGUCUACUGCUGGAAGCGUUUGUCAGGGCCGGCAACGAGAUGACGAUUGUGAUUCCAUUUGUGGCUAAGGUGAUGGAGAGUGCAGCCAAGAGUGUAGUGUUCCAGCCACCCAACCCAUGGACCAUGGCUAUACUCAGCAUCCUCUGUGAGAUCCACAAGGACCCCUCUCUCAAACUUAACCUCAAAUUCGAAGUCGAAAUGCUCGGCAAGCUGCUCAACAUCGAUAUAGCUGAAGUGCAGAAAAACCGGCCAUGUCAUCUGAACAAGACAGAGACGAUGGUCAAGAUUGUUCCGCAGCUGGCACCCCGAAUGCCAUGUGGUGCUCUGUCGGCCGAGUCGGCGGGGGUUUCUGGCUCAUCAGAGGUGGUGCAGUUGGGUGGCAGCAGUGAAUUGCAGCUGAACUCCAGAGCCAUCGCACACUUCACUGCUCUGCAGCAGCAGCAACAACAGCAGCAACAUAGACAUCAUCAACAGCAACACAGUGCCGCACUAGCAGCAGCCGCCGCAGUCCAGAGUGCCUCCGGGUCUGCAGCACAACUGGGUGCACAACAACAACAACAUCAGCAGCAGCAACAGGUGUUGGUGAUGAAGCAGCCACAGUACGCGUACCAGGAGAUCAACCACCAGAGUGUCCAGUCUGGGCUGACUGGGAAGAUCCGGGACAACUACUCCAACUCCCUCUUCCACCAACACCCCACCCUCAGACACCUCAUCAAGCCCAACAUAGAGAAGACGGUGCAGGAGCUACUCACCCCACUCAUCGACAGGAGUGUGCGGAUUGCGGUGAUCACGUGUGAGCAGAUGAUUAAGAAGGACUUCGCUCUGGACCCGGAGGAGAUGCGGAUGAAGACGAGUGCAUUCAAUAUCACCCGACACCUCACAGCCACCAUGACCCUGAUCACGUGCAAAGAGCCCCUGCUGAUCGCAUGCACGAACAGCCUCAAGAACGCAUUCCUCCAACAGCUCAGGAAUGCGAGCAUUGCAGCGGAGUUGGUGCAGAGCAUUGCACAUGGGAUAGCGAAUGACAAUCUGGAGUUGUGUGUAGCUUUCACGCAGAAGAGUGCGAUUGAGAAGGCACUGGUGGAGAUAGAGAAGAAGCUGUCCACUGAGUUCGAUCUGCGCAGACACGCGAGGAACGAGAACAGACGCUACUGUGACCCCAAAGUGCUCACCUACCAGGCAGAGCGCAUGCCAGAGCAGCUGAGGAUGAAGGUGGGCACAGUCACGCCCAAGCAGCUGGUCGUGUACGAGGAGUUUGGAAGAGAGAUUCCCGGAUUCGCCAACAGACCACCAGUCCACACUGGAACAGCACCCACUGAAGACCCACGGGCAUCCCAGCUGGGUGCAAUUAGUCACCACGCGACAGCUGCCUUGAGUGCAGUUGGAGGCGCAGGAGCAGGAGGGGGAGCAGCCUCAAGCGAUGAUUUGGGCUACAUGUAUAGCAAAAUGGUGAGCGAACUGGAGCAGCAUUUGAAGGCGUGCCAGCAACACUCUGCAUCCAGACUGUUUGGCGCCAUGCAGACUCUACUGGAAAACGUGGCAGUGGCCAGAAACUCGCGUGAAAUAUUGGCCGCCAUCUCUCUUCUUUCGAAGACUGUGGACAGUCUGCUGCAAGGACUGUUGAACCCGCCCGACCCCCAGGAGAUGGUGAUGCGGUUCCGAGACUGUCAUCUGCUCGUGUUGAAGGCACUACAGGACCCCAGGGCGUACGGGGCCAUGUGGACUAACAAGAAUGUGACAAAGGCUCUGAUUGAGAGCAGGGAGCCAAACAAGUACUGUGUGGACGGCAUCGACUGUUUGAUCAAGACCAGACUGGUCAACAUGCAGCAGUUCGACAUGUACCUCACGGCCGCCAUGGAGAACGGCUUCAACUACACCGUGGUCUCAUUUGCCAUGAAACUAGUGUACAAAUAUCUGUUCGAUGAGGCCACCACGAACGCACUCCUCGAGGCCAAAUAUGCUGACCUUUACGGCACGAUAGAGAUGUUGAUCCGGAUCGGAAAGGGAUCCCGCAGUCCCCCCGAAGAGCUGAGUCGGUUGAUCGAGAUGAUUGGGGCAAGUGUGGACAACAGUGUGAUCGACAGACAGCCCGGAGGACCCAUCGGGAUGAUGCACUCUGGCAUCUCUCAGGCCAGGGAGUUCGACGACCCACCUGGGCUGAAGGAGAAGACUGAUCAGUUGCUGAGGGAAUGGGUGACCAUGUACCACUCGCAGAACAGUGGCAAGGACAGCACGAAAGCAUUCUCCACAUUUGUGACUCAGAUGCACACGCAGGGCAUCCUGAAGACAGACGACCUCAUCACUCGCUUCUUCCGCAUCUGCACCGAAGUGUGUGUGGAUGUGUGCUACCGGGCUCUGAAUGACUCCACCAACAGUCCCAACCACUCUCUCACCAGGGCCAGAUGCUACCACACGCUGGACGCAUUCGUCCGCCUCAUCGCCCUCCUCGUCAGACACUCUGGCGACGCCGCAAACACACUCACCAAAAUAAACCUGCUCAACAAGGUGCUGGGUCUGUUGACUGGCGUUCUGCUGCAGGAUCAUGAGUUGAAGAACACUAGCUUCCAGCAGCUGCCCUACCACCGAAUUUUUAUCAUGCUCUUCAUGGAGCUUUGUGCGCCGGAUGAAGUUCUCGACGGAAUUAGCUUCCAGGUGCUGACUGCGUUCAGCUAUGCCCUGCAUGUGUUGCGACCCAGUAAGGCGCCUGGCUUUGCCUAUGCUUGGCUGGAACUGAUCAGCAACAGAAUCUUCAUCGCCAGGAUGUUGCACCUCACUCCCCAGCAGAAGGCGUGGGCCAUGUAUGCUCAGCUGCUCAUAGACCAGUUCCGCUUCCUCGCUCCCUUUCUGCGCAAUGCUGAGCUAACUAAGCCAGUGCAGCUGCUCUACAAGGGGACACUUCGGGUGCUGCUGGUGCUGCUGCAUGACUUCCCAGAGUUCCUCUGUGACCAUCACUACGUCUUUGCUGACGUCAUCCCACCCAACUGCAUCCAGAUGCGCAACCUCAUCCUGUCCGCAUUCCCCAGACACAUGCGGCUCCCCGACCCAUUCACGCCAGACCUCAAGGUGGAUCAACUGUCGGACAUCAAAUAUGCGCCGCGCAUCCUGCACAACUUUGCCGCCGGCAUCCCCAGUGCACUGCGGAAAGACCUUGACCUCUACCUGAAGAGUCGUUCUCCCGUAGAGUUCCUGAGCAAACUGAGGAAUGACCUGCAGGUGUCCUCUGAACCAGGCAUGCGGUACAAUGUGCAGCUGAUGAAUGCAGUGGUGUUGUACGUGGGCGUGUCUGCCAUCACUGUGAUCCAGUCUGCGGGCAAGAUGCCACAGAUCAACGCCAUCCAGUACUCCCCACACAUGGAUGUGUACCAACACCUGGCAGUAUCUCUGGACACCGAAGGUCGCUACCUGUUUCUCAAUGCGAUUGCCAACCAUCUGCGCUACCCGAACAACCACACCCACUACUUCAGCUGUGUGCUGCUCUACCUUUUCGCAGAGGCCCACUCGGAACACAUUCAGGAGCAGAUCACGCGUGUUCUGCUGGAGAGAGUGAUCGUGAACAGACCACACCCCUGGGGUCUCCUCAUCACAUUCAUAGAACUCAUCAACAACCCCAACUUCAAGUUCUGGCAGCACGAGUUCGUUCGCUGCGCCCCCGAAAUUGAAAAACUGUUUGACUCGGUGGCCAAGAGUUGCAUGCAGAGGAAGGAGGGGGGUGGUGGGGGACCAGCAGUCGUCCCGUCUCAGGGGGGAUCUGGGAUUCCCUCCGGCGGUACCCUUAGUCUCCCGCACUCUGCAGCUGCUGCGUCUGCUGUGAACGUCAGUAGUAGCACAGCGAGUGCCAGUGGUGUGGGUCCGGCCGGCAGCACUGGUGGAGGAUCGGGGACAAAUGCAGCUGGGGGAGCAGUGCAGUCUACUAAUGUGACUCUGGCCUGUCCCCCCGCCGCCGCCUCCUCCACACAACAGGUGCGCAAUGACCAAGUGGUGUCGCCCUCAUCAGCCAACAUCAUACAGGCUGUUACAGUGAACAACAGUGAAGGCCACUCAAACAGUGGCUAGGAAAUCACGAAAUUGGCUGAACAUAAAAUAUAGACUGAACUGAAAUUGAACUUUUCAAAAAUGAAGCUGAAACUCAUGAAACUUCGUUCGAUUGAAAAGGAUGCGGCCAUGUUGCAGUGUAGUGUUUUAAGUCUCCGUGUUUUUACUGUUGAUGAGUGUUGGAGUAAUUCCUUUUAAAUUCGUUUCGAGAGGAAAAUUGUUAAUUCCUAUCUACACUCUAGUUUCUCAAUAUAUUUUGCGCUAUCUCUAGACAAUCCUUGUCUGGACAAUUUUGCCUUUGUGUGUGAGUAGAAGUUUUAAUCUAACAUUCAACUAUGUGAUGUUGUCAAUAUCUCACGCGCAAUGACGCUUCAUUUCAGUGAGAACAAACUUAAUUUGACCUCUUAACGAACUUACGUCAAUUUGUAAGUUCAAUAUUUCGCACAUGUUCAUGAACUACAUAAAGUUUUUACAGGGGGGCCAUGGUAUCGGUGCGGUCAGUGCCACAUCAGUGCCAGCAAUUUAUUAUCAGUGCCAAAAAUUCUUUGUCGCAUUUGUUCACAAAAUUAUCAAAAGCUUCGAACGAUAUAAAUUUGAAUCUAAGUUAUGCUGAUAUGAUUUGUAAAACAUUCUUCUGAGAAUUUUAUUUCUGAAACGUUCUCACAAAAUAAUUUUCGACAUGUUAACUGGUUUUAUUUGUGCUUCAAGUUGUGUCAAAAAGAGGGAAAAAGCGAAAAAUAUUUGUGCCAGGGGUUCAUUUUUAUCAGUGCCAGCGAUUUUUGGAUACCGUGGCCACCCUGAUUUAUGAAUAAUCUUGUCCCUGCCAAUUUCUUUGCUCUCAUAAUUUAAGUGUUUUCAAACAACCUACUUGUGCUUAUUUUUGUGGGCAAUUAUAUGGAAAAUGGCAGUUGGAAAUGCAGACGAUGUUGCUAAUUUAAUUUGAUCAAACUCCUUAUUUUUGAAGAAAUACUGUUGAUUUGUUAUAAUAACUGAGUCUACGCUUUAGUUAUAUGUUGUUCAUUUAUUUCUUUAAGUGCGAUUGAUGCAAGAGAACACGUUCUUUUUA